Messenger RNA from Eriocheir sinensis (Chinese mitten crab), 1769 nucleotides. Its product is annotated as dynein axonemal assembly factor 6-like. The coding region runs from base 101 to 844 and encodes 247 amino acids. The transcript has 6 exons. Lineage: Eukaryota; Metazoa; Arthropoda; Malacostraca; Decapoda; Varunidae. Gene Ontology annotation, biological process: axonemal dynein complex assembly. The record is from RefSeq and is a predicted model, not a curated record. Gene Ontology annotation, cellular component: cytoplasm. Gene Ontology annotation, molecular function: dynein intermediate chain binding; protein-folding chaperone binding.
CAUCGCUGUUCCGUUGUGCUGUUAAAAUCAACGUUGACAGAUCGAGCUGCCAUGCAUUGGCACAGAGGAACGCUGCUCAUGUCAGAUUUGGACGGUCCCCAUGAACUUAACUUUGAGUGCCUCCGACCUGGCACCUCUGGUUACCAUGGUGACAGGGACGCUGCCGCCUGCUCCGGAGGUGGGUCACCUCUUCAUCACUGGCGAUUAUUACGACCCUCAGCCACAAAAAAAAGACCUUCACCACAAUCUGUGUGAUGUGUCCCGAGGGGCGGCAGGCAUGACCAUGAAUGAGCUGGACGUGCAGGCCCUGGCUACCCUCCUCCACCCCCCACAAGCCGAGGACAGUGAUGACAAUGACUACAAACCCCAAAAAAGCAUUACUCCUGCUGACCUGGGGUCCAAUAUCCAUAAAGCAGGGCAGAGUGGAUGCUCCAUGCAACCUGUAAAUGACACACUCAAGGCUUCCUCCAUGCCAGACGCAUGGAUGGGGAAAGUUGAUCAAGAUGUGGUUGAUGACCCUCGUCCUGAGCCACAUUAUGAAGUGACCUUCCGGGAACGAGUUACUCCAAGCAGCGUGUAUCUGCCUAUCAGCAUGGGACAGGCAGGUGAGGAGGACGUGGUGGUUCGAAUUGGGUUACCUGGGGAGCUGCUGAUUGAGGUCACUUUGGAGGUUACAACCACCACCUUGAACUUGACCUCCCCUAACUAUUACCUACACCUAACACUACCUCGCCCUGUGAACCAGCGCAAGGGAGUGGCAACCUGGGAUCCAACUACACAUACUCUUGUGGUAACUCUCCCAACAGCUAACCCCGGGACACUCCUUCAAGCAGCUAUAAAGUGAGUGCUCCCUGAUGCUAAUCCCACAGUCAAUAAACAUGUGUUCAUCAGCAUAGUUACCAUUACUACAGCAUUGCCAGUUUUCAUAAAAAUACAAGAAAACAUACAAUAUAGAAUUAUUAUGUAAAAAUAAUACGAACAGCUAUGUCCAAACCAUACUAUAUGGUUGACUCAGUGUGUAGAAAGUAGUGGAAUAUAUUUGAAGAUGCAAGAGAGGAAAGAUCGGGUAGAAUGUUGAUAGGAAUAAGGUAGUGGUUUGUGAGAAGAGCAUGAUCAAGUAAGCAAUGAGAAUGAGCAUAGGUGUGCCACGAAAGAAAGUGCUGGAAGCAUCAGUUGGGGUGAAACAUGAUACGCUGAGGUAGUUUUGGCAUGCAAUAUGAGUGCAAAACAGCGGCCUUCUGAGCCAACAAGAUGGGAUGAGGUGAGUAAUGAGUACAGGUGUGCCAUGCAAUGUAGGCACUCAGAAGAACAACACAAAGUGUUGGAUUAGAUAUUAUAGUAACCAUUAAACUCAACAAAUUGAGAAAACUCCAAUGAAGAAUGGCAUUAGGCAAGGUGACACAAUAUCUCUAGAAUUAUUCACAGCUUGUUUAGAAGUAUUUAAGAAAUUAGUGGGAUAACAUAGGUGUGAAGAUAGAUAAUAUUGUCUUACUAAGUGAAUCUGAGGAAAGCUUUGACAGUAGGUUUGAAUAUGAAGAAACCAAAGAUAAUGUUUAAUUGAUAAUCAUUAUGGUGUUUUCCUAGUAGUGUGCAUUUGUAUGUGUAUGCUUUUACAAGCUUAUUGUAUUAAUGCAAAAUUUCAUGUGUUACUAUUGUAUACUGAUAGAGAUUCUUGUUAGCUGAAAAGAUAUAAAUGUUGCUUUAUAUGAAUAUGUAUAUUUGAUGUUGGCUUUAUGUAUAUUUAUGAAAUGCAAUGUUAAGUUGUGGCA